Messenger RNA from Ceraceosorus guamensis, 730 nucleotides. RefSeq lists its product as hypothetical. NCBI's taxonomy places the organism in Eukaryota, Fungi, Basidiomycota, Exobasidiomycetes, Ceraceosorales, Ceraceosoraceae. Gene Ontology annotation, biological process: mitochondrial respiratory chain complex IV assembly. The coding region runs from base 1 to 498 and encodes 165 amino acids. The record is from RefSeq and is a predicted model, not a curated record. Gene Ontology annotation, cellular component: mitochondrial inner membrane. The transcript has 3 exons.
AUGUCUCAGAGUGGCGAGGCCUUUGAAAGAGGAGGAAGGAUAACGAGCGGGUAUUCGGCACCUAGAUCGACGCACGAGACUUAUCAUCCGGGAGGCUACGGUGUUUCGGAGGGACUAAGGAGGGCUAGAAGACCUUACGCUGUCAAAAAUGCGAUCACGGGAUCUGCUAUCAUGGCUUUUGCUGUCGGAGCUUAUUACUACUCCAUCAGGCAGGUGAAGCCCGACGACACUUCAUCCGCCUCAUCUUCUUCCCUAGCAUCGAAUACAACCGGCUCCUCCGGCAGCACGAGUCUGUUCGGAGGCGGAGACAACAAUACGCCUUCUCCUGCGGCGAUGCCUAUCGGUCCUUUGGGCUCUUUGAAAGCUUUGCAAGUGUCUAAUCAGAAGGGGCUUGAGGAUUUGCGAGCUGGACCACCUAUCACGGAUGCGCAAAGGGAUGAGCUUCGAGCUCAGAUACUGAUUGCGCAGGGAAGACUGAACAGCUCAAAUUUGAGGUAGACGAAGGACCAGGGGUUCAUGCGGCGAAGUUCACCACUCAUUCUUUCGAUGAUCAGCGCGACACCAGUGCAUCUGGGGAAAGGCAGCUCCAGAGCUCGACAUGCAUGGGCAUCUUGCCCCUCCUGCUUCAUGCUGGACGGGGAGGUGCUACUUAAGAUCCCUUGUUGCCCUGCAAUUUGAAUACACCUGAUGACCCAAAAUUGACAACCACUCGAGGGCGACUGGAUGAGUG